AUGCUCCGUACUGGAACGCCAAAGAGGCUAUGGGAUGAUUGUUUGGAACAUCGGGCCUACAUCCGAUCUCACACCGCCCUUAACAUUUACAACUUGGAUGGGGAGGUGCCGGAGACUGUUAUGACUGGACAGACUGCAAAUAUUGGUCCAUGGUGUGAUUUCCAAUGGUAUCAAUGGGUAAAAUAUUAUGAUAAGAUUGCAAAAUUCCCUGAUGAUAAGAUGUCUCUUGGACGAUACUUGGGACCAAGUCCUGGAAUCGGAUCCCUCUUGACUGGAAAGAUACUUAAGCACAACAGGAACUACCACCACACCUCCACCUUCAGAGCCCUAACAUCCGAAGAAAUGGCUGACGACGCCAAGAAACGCCUACGUAAUGACUUCAAUACCAAUGUGAAUGACAAGUUGGGUGACAAGGCAAAGCCUGAAGAUUUCAGUGAGGAUGAUCUCACCCCUACAUAUGAUUGUUAUGAGGAUGACUCUGGAGAAGGAUUGGAUCUAAUGCCUGACAGGGAUGAGCAACAGCACGACUACUAUGAUCGGUACCUCAAUGCUGAAGUGCUGCUUGCUAGAGGGGACAAGAUGGUAACUGGAAAGGUCACUGGACGAAAGAGGGAAGCAGACGGAAGUCUUAGAGGAAGUGGGCAUGCUGUCCCCAUGCUGGACACUCGCACAUAUACCGUUGAAUUCCCUGAUGGGGCCGAAGCCACUUAUGCAGCAAACGUACUUGCUGAGGGAAUGUACCUGCAAUGUGAUGAGAACGGCAAUCAAUUCCUCCUGCUCGACUCCAUCAUUGACCAUAAGACAGACAAAACUGCAAUCCAACCUGGCAACGACAGAUUCCGAUACCAUGGACGACUUGUCCAGAAACGUACCACAAAAGGAUGGCAGCUUUGUGUCCAAUGGAAGGACGGUACCACUACUUGGGAGCGACUGUCUGAUCUCAAGGAAUCUUUCCCCAGUGAGGUUGCUGAGUAUUCCGUCGCAACUGGAAUAGAUCACCUACCUGCAUUCAAGUGGUGGGUUCCAUACAUCUUGAAGAAACGAAAUGCAAUCAUUGCCAAAGUCAAGAGCCGAUACCACACCAAGCAAACACACAAAUUUGGCAUCAGAAUUCCCAAGACAGUCCAAGAAGCCCGUGAACUUGAUCGAAUCAAUGGCAACAACUUGUGGGAACAGGCCCUUGGGAAGGAGAUGAGCAAUCUUCGUGUGGCUUUCAAGAUGCUCAACGAGGAAGACAAAGCACCAGUUGAGCACACCAAAAUCAAGUGCCAUAUUGUUUUUGAUGUCAAAAUGGAAACACUCCGCCGCAAAUGCCGACUGGUUGCUGGUGGCCACAUGACUGAGGCACCAUGCCCUAGCGUAACUUACUUGAGCAUUGUAUCUCGUGAAUCUGUCCAAAUUGCCCUAUCACUUGCCGCUUUAAAUGCAUUGGAAGUCAAAGCUGCUGACAUCCAGAAUGCCUACUUGACAGCGCCUCUCGUCAGUGAAAAGAUUUGGACAGUUUGUGGCCCUGAAUUUGGGAAGGACAAAGGCCGCAAAGCUAUUGUUGUACGCGCAUUAUAUGGAUUACGGGCCGCUGGGCAUGACUACAGAACAUUCCUCUCGGAGUAUAUGCAGAAUCUGGGAUGGAAACCUUGCUUGGCCGACCCUGACGUAUAUUACAUGCCAAUGACAAGACCUGAUGAUGGCUUUGAAUACUACGCUUACGCACUCCUCUACGUUGACGACAUAUUAAUGAUCCACCACGAUGCUAUGGAAGCGCUCAAGAAAAUCGACAAGGCAUUCACGCUAAAACCAGACUCUGUUGGCGAUCCCGAUAUCUACCUAGGGGCCAAGUUCCGUACUACCACUCUGAAGAACGGGGUUGUUGCAUAUUCCUUGAGUCCAAGCAAAUAUGUCCAAGAGAACGUAUAUUCCGCAAUUAAAAACCACACGCAAAUCCGGGUUCCAAAACAGCACCUCUAG
Cylindrotheca closterium is the source of this 1965-nucleotide messenger RNA. The record is from the annotation of a GenBank genome assembly. NCBI's taxonomy places the organism in Eukaryota, Bacillariophyta, Bacillariophyceae, Bacillariales, Bacillariaceae.